UCAACCGAGGUCCAGGAUUGCAGGAGCCUACUUAGUCGAGUACUAAAUGUUCCUGAGUAUUCCGGUCGUGUGAGGGGUAAGGGUUUUGGUGUGACUCCGUCGUCAUUUUAUAAAAAACCAAAAACAAAAAAUCCUACCAACAAAGAGGUGAUGGAGACCUUGGCGGAGUUAAGGGCACAAGUACUCGAACUGCAAAAGGAGAAUGCAAGGUAUAGAGAGGAAAGGCGCGGUUCCGAGGCAAAAGAUACUAGUGACCGAGCUAGUAUCAAUUGUCAACCGAAAUUUCCCGAGGGCAUUACACCUUGUCAGUUGUAUCUAUCGUCACCAACUUAUCGCAUAGUUGGCAAGGGAAAAGUGCACAACACUUCGGGUGAAUUACUUCACCAUAAUCCCCUCCCGAUGGGAUAUAUGAAAGUUUCGGUUGACCUUGUAUUAGAUACGGACGCGCUUCUACCAUUACCUGACGUUGUUUCAGAGACAACGUUGAUGCGAGAUGCAGUCGGAUCCUUUGUUGGAUGGCCGUCAGAUCUAAUUUUCCCAGAUUUCAGCUACAAUUAUGAUAUUUAA
Messenger RNA from Lathyrus oleraceus (garden pea), 567 nucleotides. RefSeq lists its product as uncharacterized. Bases 151 to 567 code for a protein of 138 amino acids. The record is from RefSeq and is a predicted model, not a curated record. The transcript has 3 exons. Lineage: Eukaryota; Viridiplantae; Streptophyta; Magnoliopsida; Fabales; Fabaceae.